This is a messenger RNA of Theileria parva strain Muguga, 1113 nucleotides long. Its product is annotated as putative integral membrane protein. Lineage: Eukaryota; Apicomplexa; Aconoidasida; Piroplasmida; Theileriidae. The transcript has 7 exons. The record is from RefSeq and is a predicted model, not a curated record. Bases 75 to 1082 code for a protein of 335 amino acids.
AUUUAAUCAAAUAUUUAAAUUGAAACAAAUUUUUUAAAAAAUCGGAUGUGCAACAUAAAAUAUAAAUUUUAAUCAUGGCAAGAACGAGAGAAGGAUACGGGGGGGACAAGGAUUCCAACCCAAUUCAGAAAGCGGUAUGGCUUAUUUGUUGUGGUAUUGCUUCAGCAUAUGUAGCUUGUAUGGCCUACAGCAUUUUGUUUCCAAACUGGAGAGAAGCAGGGCCCAUUACAUAUAACUACAUUCACAAAGCAAGCAAGCGUCAACACACUGUGGACGAGACACGAUAUGGGCUCUACCAAGUAGUUUACGACAACUAUAUGGCAAAACAGACUUGGUCUAGAAGAGUUAGUAACGUUAAGGCGAAGGGUUAUAUGGCAAUACAAAAUUCGAGCCAAAAUCACAGGGGUGGGUACAAAAAUUUCUUUGUAAACGAGUGUCCUGCUGCCUGUAGAGAUGGGAUUUCAGCCAGAAUAAGAGUAUACGAAAACUUACUUGGGUACAACAGCAUUUUGCUACUUAUACUCGUAGUAUGUACAGUUUUUGUUGCUUUGGGAAUAAUAUGGUACUUCUUUUGGGGAAAGACCAUAAUAAUAGCGUUCGUUUGGAUUAUUGCAGGGGCCCUCGGAUUCGGUAGCACGUUAUGGUGGAACAGAGUUACACACAAAACGUGGUUAACGGCAGUAAGAACACAAAUGAUGCCUUUUCCAUACGUGGCAAGCUGCUACAGGGUAGCACUUAUCUCAAAUCUUACAUUAUUUUGUUCAACCCUUGCAAUAUUCUUUAUUGAUGUAAUAGCGCAAUUUAUAAAAAACAAUAGGAUGAAAGCAAACGCUCGAUUAAUGAAUGGCGAUGGAAUGGAAUACGGAGGACAACCAUUGCCAUUUGGAAGGCCAGAAGCUAUGAAUAUGCAAGGGCCAAAAGCUGAGCAUAAAGUUCCACACUUGAUACCACCACCAUUGCCAGAAUCUGGAUUUAAUCCAGGAUCAUUAUUUAAUGGAUUAGGAUUUAAUAACAAUAUGAAAUUAGGUAACAACAAUGAAAAAAACACUCCAUCUAUGUGGGCUAGAAACUUCCAGUUUUAACUUAACUGUAUUUAAUCUGGUUUAACAAUUA